GUAUGGUCCUCUAAUGCUGGGGCCAGCCUGGGACCCCGAGUCCCAGAGGAAGAGAACGGUGCAGAACGUGCUGGACCUUCGGCAGAAUCUGGAGGAGACCAUGUCCAGCCUGAGAGGCUCCCAGGUAUCUCACAGCUCUUUGGAGAUGACCUGCUACGACAGCGACGAAGCCAACCCCAGGAGCAUGUCCAGCCUGUCCAACCGCUCCUCCCCCCUGUCCUGGCGCUACGGUCAAUCCAGCCCCCGGCUGCAGGCCGGGGACGCUCCCUCAGUGGGUGGGAGUUGCCGGUCGGAAGGUACCCCCAGCUGGUACAUGCAUGGCGAGCGGGCGCAGUAUUCCCACACCAUGCCCAUGCGCAGCCCCAGCAAGCUGAGCCACAUCUCCCGGCUGGAGCUCGUCGAGUCGCUGGACACCGACGACAUGGAUCUGAAGUCCGGGUACAUGAGCGACAGCGACCUGAUGGGGAAGACCCUGACGGAGGAUGACGACAUCACCACGGGUUGGGAUGAGAGCAGCUCCAUCAGCAGCGGCCUCAGCGAUGCCUCGGACAACCUCAGCUCAGAAGAGUUCAACGCCAGCUCCUCUCUCAACUCCCUCCCGUCCAGCCCCACGGCUUCCCGGCGGAACUCAGCCAUAGCGCUGCGCACGGACUCGGAGAAGCGCUCGCUGGCCGAGAGCGGGCUGAGCUGGUACAGCGAGGCGGAGGAGAAGGGCCCGAAGAAGCUGGACUACGACAGCGGCAGCCUCAAGAUGGAGCACGGCACCUCCAAGUGGCGGCGGGAGCGGGCUGAGAGCUGUGACGAGACCCCUGCCAAGGGUGGGGAGCUGAAGAAGCCCGUCAGCCUGGGCCCGCCGGGGUCCCUGAAGAAGGGCAAGACGCCCCCUGUGGCAGUGACCUCGCCCAUCACCCACACGGCCCAGAGCACCCUCAAAGUGGCAGGCAAACCUGAAGCUAAAGCCACUGACAAGAGCAAGCUGUCUGUGAAGAACGCAGGCCUGCAGCGCUCUUCCUCCGAUGCUGGCCGGGAUCGGAUCGGGGAUACCAAGAAGCCUCCCUCAGGGCUCGCCCGGCCCUCUACCUCUGGCUCCUUUGGCUACAAGAAGCCACCUCCUGCCACUGGCACGGCUACAGUGAUGCAGGCGGGUGGCUCGGCCACGCUCGGCAAGAUCCAGAAGAGCUCCGGCAUUCCUGUCAAGCCUGUCAAUGGGAGGAAAACCAGCCUGGAUGUCUCCAAUGCCGGGGAGCCUGGCUUUCUGGCCCCUGGGGCUCGCUCCAACAUCCAGUACCGGAGCCUGCCGCGGCCGGCCAAAUCCAGCUCCAUGAGCGUUACAGGCGGGCGUGGCGGGAACCGGCCUGUGAGCAGCAGCAUCGACCCCAGCCUCCUAAGCACCAAGCAAGGGGGCAUCUCAGUGUCACGGCUCAAGGAGCCUUCCAAGAUCGGCACGAGCCGGAGCACACCAGCGCCGGUGAACCAGACAGACCGCGAGAAGGAGAAAGCCAAAGCCAAGGCCGUGGCCCUGGACUCUGAGUGCAUCUCGCUGAAGAGCAUUGGCUCCCCCGAAAGCACCCCCAAGGCCCAAGCCAGCCACCCCCCUGCUGCCAAAGUGGCCGAGCUGCCCCCAACGCCGCUCAGGGCACCUGCCAAGAGCUACGUGAAGCCCCCUUCCCUGGCCAACUUGGACAAGGUCAACUCCAACAGCCUGGACCUGCCCUCCUCCAGUGACUUGCCCCAGCCCCACGCCAGCAAGCUGCAGGACCUGCACCCGGCAGCUGGGCACCUCACGCCCUGCUUUGCCCCCAGCCCGGCCCCCAUCCUCAACAUCAACUCAGCCAGCUUCUCCCAGGGCCUGGAGCUCAUGAGCGGCUUCAGCGUCCCCAAGGAGGGCAGGAUGUACCCCAAGCUCUCAGGCCUGCACCGCAGCAUGGAGUCCCUGCAGAUGCCAAUCAGCCUGCCCAGUGCCUUUUCCGGGAGCAGCGCCACCACCCCUGCCCCUGCUGCCACCCCUCCCGUCAGCACAGAGGAGGAGACCAGCGAGCAGGGCUGGACUGGCAGCCCCAGAGCUGCACAUCUGGACAGCACCAACCGCGACCGGAACACGCUGCCCAAGAAGGGCCUGAGGUACCAGCUCCAGUCCCAAGAAGAGACCAAGGAAAGGCGCCACUCCCACACGAUUGGUGGGCUCCCGGAAUCAGACGACCCAUCAGAGCUGCCCUCGCCUCCCGCCCUCUCUGUGUCCUUGGCCGGGAAAAGCCCACUCACGAAUAUUGUGAGUCCCACCUCUGCAACCACUCCACGGAUCACCCGUUCCAACAGCAUCCCCACCCACGACUCCGCCUUCGAGCUCUACAGCACCUCCCAGAUGGGCAGCACCCUCUCCCUGGCAGACAGACCCAAGGGCAUGAUCCGCUCGGGCUCCUUCCGGGACCCCGCGGACGACGUUCACGGAUCAGUGCUGUCCCUGGCCUCCAGCGCCUCCUCCACCUACUCCUCAGCGGAGGAGAGGAUGCAAUCCGAGCAAAUCCGCAAGCUGCGCCGGGAGCUGGAGUCAUCCCAGGAGAAGGUGGCGACCCUGACAUCUCAGCUGUCAGCCAACGCUAACCUGGUGGCGGCCUUUGAGCAGAGCCUGGUGAACAUGACGUCCCGUCUGCGCCAGCUGGCAGAGACCGCGGAAGAGAAGGACACGGAACUGCUGGACCUGCGGGAGACCAUCGACUUCUUGAAGAAGAAGAACUCGGAGGCCCAAGCCGUGAUCCAAGGAGCUCUGAACGGGACCGACAUCACGCCCAAAGAGCUGCGCAUCAAGAGGCAGAACUCCUCCGACAGCAUCUCCAGCCUCAACAGCAUCACCAGUCACUCCAGCAUCGGCAGCGGCAAGGAUGCCGACGCCAAGAAGAAGAAGAAGAAGAGCUGGGUAUAUGAGCUCCGGAGCUCGUUCAACAAGGCCUUCAGCAUCAAGAAGGGCCCAAAGUCAGCCUCCUCCUACUCAGACAUCGAGGAAAUCGCCACCCCUGACUCCUCAGCCCCGUCCUCUCCCAAGCUGCAGCACGGCUCCACUGAGACCGCCUCGCCCUCCAUCAAGUCCUCCAACUCCUCCUCCGUGGGCAUCGAUGCCACUGAGCUCUUCCAGGCCACCGAGGAGGAAGAAGAGCCAGAGAAGAAGGAGGUGUCAGAACUGCGCUCAGAGCUGUGGGAAAAGGAGAUGAAACUGACUGACAUCCGGCUGGAGGCUCUGAACUCAGCCCACCAGCUGGACCAGCUCCGUGAGACCAUGCACAACAUGCAGUUGGAGGUGGAUCUUCUGAAGGCUGAGAAUGACCGGCUCAAAGUGGUCCCAGGGCCUUCGUCGGUGCCAGGCUCCAUGCCCGGGCACCUCAGGAGCACGUCAGCCUCCUCAUCCCCACGGCGCUCACUGGGCCUCGCCCUCACUCAAUCCUUCAGCCCUGGCUUGGCAGAUACAGACCUGUCACCGAUGGACGCUGUGGGGGCCCAGAAGGAUGAGGUGACGCUGCGGAUUGUCGUGCGCAUGCCGCCCCAGCACAUCAUCAAAGGGGACUUAAAGCAGCAGGAAUUCUUCCUGGGCUGCAGCAAGGUGAGCGGGAAGGUGGAUUGGAAGACGCUGGAUGACGCCGUCUGCCAGGUGUUCAAGGACUAUGUCACCAAGAUGGACCCCGCCUCCACGCUGGGGCUGAGCACCGAGUCCGUGCAUGGCUACAGCAUCAGCCACGUGAAGAGGAUCCUGGACACGGAGCCCCCGGAGCUGCCCCCCUGCCGGAGGGGCGUGACCAGCAUUGCCGUGGUGCUCAAAGGCCUGAAGGAGAAGUGCGUGGACAGCCUGGUGUUUGAGACCCUCAUCCCGAAGCCCAUGAUGCAGCACUACAUAAGCCUCCUGCUCAAGCACCGGCGCCUCAUCCUCUCGGGGCCCAGUGGCACGGGCAAGACCUACCUGACCAACCGGCUGGCCGAGUACCUGGUGGAGCGCUCAGGCAGGGAGGUCACCGAGGGCAUCGUCAACACCUUCAACAUGCACCAGCAGUCGUGCAAGGACCUACAACUGUACCUCUCCAACCUGGCCAAUCAGAUCGACCGGGAGACGGGCAUCGGGGACGUGCCAUUGGUCAUCCUCCUUGAUGACCUCAGCGAGGCCGGCUCCAUCAGCGAGCUUGUCAAUGGAGCACUCACCUGCAAAUACCACAAAUGCCCCUACAUCAUCGGGACGACCAACCAGCCCGUGAAGAUGACCCCAAACCAUGGCCUGCAUCUCAGCUUCAGGAUGCUGACAUUCUCCAACAAUGUGGAGCCAGCCAAUGGCUUCUUGGUCCGUUACCUGCGCCGGAAGCUGCUUGAGUCGGACAGUGACAUCAAUGCCAACAGGGUGGAGCUGCUGCGGGUGCUGGACUGGGUGCCCAAGCUCUGGUACCACCUGCACACCUUCCUGGAGAAGCACAGCACCUCAGACUUCCUCAUUGGCCCCUGCUUCUUCCUCUCCUGUCCCAUCGGGAUUGAGGAUUUCCGGACCUGGUUCAUCGACCUGUGGAAUAACUCCAUCAUCCCCUACCUGCAGGAGGGGGCGAAGGAUGGGAUCAAGGUCCAUGGCCAGAAAGCAGCCUGGGAAGACCCCGUGGAGUGGGUCCGGGACACCCUGCCCUGGCCAUCAGCGCAGCAGGACCAAUCGAAGCUGUACCACCUGCCCCCACCCAGCGUGGGACCCCACACCAUAGCCUCCCCCCAAGAGGAACGGACUGUCAAAGAUACCACGCCCAGCUCCUUGGACUCUGACCCCCUGAUGGCCAUGUUGCUGAAGCUCCAGGAAGCAGCCAACUACGUCGAGUCUCCGGACCGAGAGACCCUGAUGGAUCCCAACCUGCAGCCAACGCCGUGAGGCCUUACCGCACCAGGAAGGGGAGCUCGCCGUCCUCGGCCGCCAGCUGGUUUUGCUUUUCAUUUGGUCUCCUGGGAGUGCGCGGCCGGGCCUGGAAAGCGGCGGGGACGUGAGGCUCUGGCACGUCCCCUUUGGGCAUGGGGGCAGCGGGGCUCAGCCCCCAAGAGUGCAAGGCACCCGCCUCCCAGCCUGCCUCUGGUGGUAGGAGAAUGCUGGUUUCUCUUCUUGGUUUUUCUGUCUCUGUCGCAAACUCCUGGGGAUUGGGGGCCGAAUGCAGCCAACACAGACUCCCCGGCACCAACGGGCAGGCACCUGCAUGGGGCGGGGACUCCUCCCAGGGUCCAGCAGGGGGGCCAGGAGGAGCAUGCAGCCCCAGAACAAGAGGAUUUUUUAUUUUAAUGAAAUAAUCUUCGGGGCAAAGAGAAGAACAAAUUCCUGAUGAACGUGUCUGAGUCUCGCUGUCAGAGACCCACUGGCUUCCGCUGUCUCCCAUGCCAACCACCCCACAAACUCCAGUGCAAGCGAAGGCCUGGGAGGAGGAGGCGGACUCUCAGCUCUGUCUUUGUACGUCCCUUAUUUAAUCUGCAUGACCGUCAUUUAAACCAGGAGUUCCCAACAAACCCUGCUUUGGUUAGAUUAUUUCCCCCUGCCCCCACCCACCCAUUUGAUUUGGACAGAGUUCAGCUCUUCCUUUGUUCCUCUGGUUCUGGUUGGUUCCUCCUCGUUGCUGCGGCCCGAGGAGGGUCAGGCAGCCUCAUAUUGAGUUGAUUCCUUUUUUCCAUUUCCGUUGGACUUGUUUAUUUUUGUUGCUGUUUUUGUUUUUCUCUCCCCCUGCCCCCAGUCACCUUGGUGAUGAAACUGGUGCUGACUGGAUGCUCUCCAGUAACUGAUUUCCCCCCUCACAGCUCCUGUCAGGCUCAGUGUGGCUUCAGGCGGCAGCACGACGCUCACAAAGAAGCACAACUGGCUUUGGGAGGUUCCCCUCCCCACUCCCCACUUUGUGACACCCAUCUUCCAUAAGCACAAGAUGCCCGUAGCCGGGGGCUAGGCCCUGGCAGUGGGAGCUGAGAGACAGUGCUACUGCGGCCCCUGGUGGCUCAAGUCGAAGGGAGUAGCCAGAGAUGGUGACAAUCUCCCACCAAGCCAGCAGAGCUGGUAGUGUCCGUCCCCCAUGAGUGUUCGCGGCUGGCUAGGGUAGAGGGUGGCAGGACAUUGAGGCGAGGGGCUGGCAGAGGUGGCCCUGCCUAUGACACAUCUCCAUGCAUGGUUAGUGCAUGCAGAGCUCUUGCUCCGUGCCCAGCAUAGAGAUCUCAGUAGCCGUUAGGUGGCAUCUAGACAAGGGGUGGGCAGCAUAUGGUUCUCUUUCCUCCAUGCACAGCAACAGGGGAACCAGGGAACGAGCCCCCUCCACCUCCCCCAGUCAGCGCCCUUGGAGAACCCUUCCUCGUUUCCCUCCGGCUCCAGGACAGGCUGGGAGCGUUGGCUUAGGUCCAUUCAUGCGGUGAGUUCAGUACCGCUGGUGUGCAUUACAUUGCAGGGGUCUCUCGUCUCAGGAGUUCCAAGUUGGUUUGGAUGGCACCAUCCCACAUCUGUCAUCGAUAGCUUUCUGGAUAUCAGAAGGCCAUGAAAUAGCCUGAGAUAGCAGCCCUAGACAUUCAGGGCAGAAGGAACCAUUCUCAUCUCUGCUCAGCACCUGCAUAGCAUGGGCUAGAGGACUUCCCCCCCCUCCCACCCCACAUUAUUGCAUCUAGCUCACAGCUUGAGUGUGAUGGUUAGAAAGAGACACCCAGUCUUGAUUUAAAGGCUCUAAGUUGUGGAGAAUGUACCCCGGCCCUCAGUGACCAUGGGACUUGGUGAUGUGCAGACACAUUCUCUAGGCAACUGCUCCCCCAGGGCCAUUCAUAUAUUCAGCCCAGGAGGCCAGUAACUUGUGACCCGAAGGAUAAUCUCAGCCCAGUGAGUGCUGUUUCUUAGCAAUCGAGACAGACUAGCACCUCGGGUUGAGUCUCUGGCAAGUGGCCUGUGGUCUUGCCUGAAAUUCAGCCUGAGCUGCUCAAGCUGAGCUGUGGGCGGAGGCACAUCCCUUCCCCGGAACAGGAAGCUGCCAAGGGACCCCCCUCGCCCAGGACCACACAGGGAGCAGAAGCCCCCAUCUGGGAAGCUGCCCUGCCUCGUGCUGCGGACUGAAUCUGCGCUGCUGUCCCUGCAAGCUGUGAAGAGCCAAGCCAAGACCUGCAAAAGAAAUAUGCAACUGUACAGCCAGAAGAGGUGGCUGUAGAGUGGGGGGAACGAACCAUGGUGCUGCAAUGCUGCCUUAUUACCUCUGCCAACGGAGCAGCCUGGAGCGUAUGAGGCAAGGGCACGGGUUGGCCAAAUCAUUGGGUACGUGGCUGGACUCCAGCCCAUGAGCACCAAACAGAGUCAGUAUGUGUAACCAGGGGAAGGGAGGGGGGGCAUGUUUAACCCCGCCUCUGCUGGUGCCUGCGGUGCCCUUGUCCUGCAUAAAUGUUCCACUGAUAUGCGUUCAGGGACUGCCAAGGCCUGCACCGCUCUCCAGCGAGCAGGGAGGAAAGCCGAACUGGAAACACAGUCCUGGCCCCACCACACUCCCUGCUGUGGAGUGCUGGGCUCCGACUAGCACCGACCCCAGCUCCCCAUGGGCUGGGAUAGGUCAAUCCGUGUCCAGCUCCAUGACUUGGAGAGGUGCCUGCUGCUAAGAGAGAUGCAUCCCUGGCCUCUGCCCACUGUGCCCGGGUUUGACGUCACUACCGUUCGUGAGCUGGGUCUCAUGAGCAUCUGUAACCAGGCAGUUCUGGACCAGGUCUCUCAGCCUCCAAGGGCCUGUCAGAACCCCGGACCCUGCUUACACUUCCGGGGAUCCAGAGAACUUCACCCAGGGA
Molecule: messenger RNA, 7782 nt
Organism: Chelonoidis abingdonii (Abingdon island giant tortoise)
Lineage: Eukaryota; Metazoa; Chordata; Testudines; Testudinidae
Source: RefSeq, a predicted model, not a curated record